Paraglomus brasilianum is the source of this 1659-nucleotide messenger RNA. NCBI's taxonomy places the organism in Eukaryota, Fungi, Glomeromycota, Glomeromycetes, Paraglomerales, Paraglomeraceae. The record is from the annotation of a GenBank genome assembly.
AUGGAAGAAACAAUCUCAAUAGCUGCCUCUAUUGACAGCGAUUCUUCCGAUCAACAGCCAGCAUUGAAUGAUAUAGCAAAUAACAUAAAGAGAGUUGAGGACGCAUUGCAGGGACUUACUCAGCAAAUACUAGAGCUAAACAAAAACGUAUCACCAACGCCGUUAUCAAGCACACCACAACUCAAGUUACAGAGUCAGACUAAGCGGAGUUCUUUGCCACCUUUUCAUCGGAAUAGCGUUGGGGGAUAUGAGCAGAGGUCUGGAUAUUCACUAGCGGAAUCGAGAGAACAGCAGCGUCAACCGCCGAUUCCUUCUCAAUUAUCGUAUUCGCUAUCACCGGAUGAUGGGAAGAGAGAAAGUGUGAAUAGUAUGAAUAGUUUGGAAAGUGUGAACAGUUUGAAGAGCGUGAAUAGCGGGAACAGUUCGAAAAGUGCGAAUAGUGCUAACGGCAUUAACAAUACAUAUAUUCUCGAGCAUUCGGCAGAUGAUAUACCAAACCUGUUUGAAAAUAUGCGGCUUAAACCCGAGCUUCUUUGUUCUAUAUUGAACUUGGGACUUGAUCGUCCUACUUCAAUCCAACAAUGCAGUAUUCCAUUAAUGAUCAAAGGCGACGAUAUAAUCGCUCAAGCAAUGCCUAGUCAAGAAAGAACGAUGACUUUUGCGAUUCCUGCACUCCAUCACAUUGAUCCGUACAACAAACAAACGCAAGCUUUGAUUCUGUCAUCAGUCAAAGAAUCUGCUGGACAUGUCUUUCGAUCAGUUAGUAGUCUAAUCAAAGGAAUGAUGACGCCGCUUGACUACACGUUGUGUGUAAAUGGCACUAAUAUAAACGAUGACGUAAAGAAAGUUCAAAAAAAGCCUCAUAUAAUCAUCGGUACUCCUGACCGAAUUUUAGACUUGGUUAAUUUGGGUGCUAUCGGUUUGUCACAGUUGAAACUAAUUGUACUUGAGGAUGCUGAUAAUCAGAUAUUACCUGCACAUAAAAAUCAAUUGAUAGAGUUGCGUCAAAAAGUUCCAAUUACUACUAGCAUCCAGACAUUGAUCUUUGCUGCUAACGUUACUUCCGACGUUGUGAAUUUGACAGAAGUAUUUGUGAUGCGUGAGCCGGUGAGGAUCUUGGUUAAGAAACAAGAUCAGGUGGUAAAGAACAUUAGGCAGUUUUAUUUGUAUAUAGCCGUAGAUAGAGAGGACUGGAAACUGGAAGCAUUGGCCGAUUUAUUUGAAGAUAACAACCAUCCACCUGCUAUCAUUUAUUGCAAUGAUAACCAAACCAUUGACAAUGUUAUGUACAAACUGUGUACUAAAAACUUAAAUGCUGCAGCACUGCACAACGAUAUGGGACCAAGUCAACACAAUGCCGCAUUCGCAAGGUUUAGAACUGGUGCUGACAAAAUACUAAUAACGACACAAGCACUGGCGCUUCAAAGAGAUGUUCAUCAGGUCCCAUUGGUAAUCAAUUAUGACUUGCCAUCACGACCGGAAAUUUACGUUCAAAGGAUUGCAUGCACUACCCCAUCUGGCUUCAGUCGUCCCGGGGUAGCCAUCAACUUUGUCACAUCACGACCGCAAGACAUUAGCAGUCUCCGAGCAAUAGAGAGCUUUUGCAAAAUAAAGAUGCUCGAGAUGCGAGUAACCAGUGAUCUAGCAACUUUAUUCUGA